UUUUCACUUUAUUCCAUUUCUUAAUAUGCCUUAUCAAAUUGGGGAAGAAUUUCCUUGAUGCUCCAUCCUCACCCGCACGGCUCAGUGGCUCACGCACAACUGCAGUGCCGCACUCCACCGACCACCGUCUCCACGCAGCAGAUUCCGCGGUUCGCCUUCCCGCCUUCGGAUUCGCCUGUCGCCGGUCGGCCUUCCAGUUCCAGGACAGCACCCCAGCUUCGAAGUAGUUCAACUCUUCGAAGCCAGCAAGCCUUCAAGAGUUCUUGUCAGAUGAAUUACAUGAAGCCACUAAACAUGUUUCAAGAAGUGAUGAAGUCUCGCGGGCGUUUGCUUGGUUUAGAUGUGGGCUAUAAGUAUGUUGGUCUGGCUGUUUCAGAUUUAGAAAACAAAAUAGCAUCACCAUUGAGUGUGCUGCUUCGCAAAAAAUCAAAUAUUGACUUGAUGGCCACUGAUUUCCAGUCUCUUAUCUCUAAGCUUUCUUUGGAGGGAUUUGUUUUUGGCUACCCUUUUGAUCGCCAAAAAAAUAGCCCAACUGCUGUGCAAGUUAAACUUUUGAUUGAUGAUCUUUCUCAUACUGGGAAACUUGAUGGUGUGAAAUAUACUUUUUGGGAUGAAAGCUUCACAUCAAAGAGUGUAGAGAUGUUAUUGAAGCCUUUAAAUUUGCACCCUGUUCAGUCAAAGACCAUAUUGGACAAAUUUGCUGCUGUUGAAAUACUUCAGGGGUACUUGGAUUUUGUAAACAGAAGUGAUCGGCUACAGUUACAAAGUGGGAAUGCUAAUUCUUCAAUAAGAAUUGACGGGGGAGAAUGAGUUCAUGUUAUUGAACCUUCAAUGCCUAAGUUCAUGUUUGGUUGUUGAGAAAAUAAAUUUCUCCUUUCCCCUCUUCCAUAGACUUCCCACUUACCAAUGGCUACAAAAUGCAAUGUUUAGUUAGGGGAUUUUAUUCCAUGUAAUUGCAAUGCCUUGAUUUAAGGAUUGCAAUAUCCGAGCUCUCCCUAUGUUUCAGAUUACAUGAAAUUGGAGAAAAAAAGUGAACACAUGUAUGCAUACUGACUAUUCAUCAAGCUCCAUUCCAUUAUUAAUUAACAACAAAAAUGUUUGUCAGUGGAAUUCAAAUUCUUGUUUGUGAUAAAUCAUGAUGUUUGAUGUAGGGACUAAAAAUAAGACUCUUUUUACUCUAAAAACAUGAAGUUAGC
This is a messenger RNA of Cuscuta europaea, 1196 nucleotides long. The record is from the annotation of a GenBank genome assembly. Lineage: Eukaryota; Viridiplantae; Streptophyta; Magnoliopsida; Solanales; Convolvulaceae.